AUGACCAUUGAAGUAUUAAAAGACAUUCGCGCCUUGGCGGCGGAGAAGAUGCAGCUGCUGAACCUCGCUCCAGCACCAUCAAAGCAUUCGAAGCGUGAUAGUGGCCACUUGAAAAGCUCGUCGGCUUCGUCAAGUGGAAGAGGGAAUGCAUUUGCCCCUGGUCGUUGUGUACCGCUAGUGGUUUACGUUGUUCCAGCACCUGAUGAAGUUUGCAUGGCUUGA
This is a messenger RNA of Peronospora belbahrii, 222 nucleotides long. The record is from the annotation of a GenBank genome assembly. Lineage: Eukaryota; Oomycota; Peronosporomycetes; Peronosporales; Peronosporaceae.